AUGGCUACCCUUCCGCUUUCCAACAUGUCCUCGGACCUGGUCUGGGAGAUUGUUCGCAACAACAACUGCUUCCUGUCCAAGAGCAACCGCAAUGGCGGCGUCCAGUUUUCCCACGACCCCUUGAACCUUACCAACAAGAACACCCGAAAGGCUGUUGGUAUCAUCCCCAACGAGAAGGGCGGCGUUACUGUCAUCAGCAAGAAGACCACUGAUGCCACCAAGCCCGCCAAGGCUUUCAUCAAGACCACCCACGGCGCCAACAAGUCCAGCCGAAAGACCUACAAGGCCGUUGCCAACCUGACUGCCAAGUCUGGCUACCGCAGCGAUCUCCGCUCUGCCGCCGUUGAGCGUGUUUCCGCUAUCCGCCGAGCCCAGCGCCCCGUCAAGCCCGAGCCUGAGCCCAAGCUCCGAGGAAACAAGGCUAAGAAGGCUGAGGAGUCAUCUUAG
This is a messenger RNA of Metarhizium robertsii ARSEF 23, 447 nucleotides long. RefSeq names its product Ribosomal protein L28e. The record is from RefSeq and is a predicted model, not a curated record. Gene Ontology annotation, molecular function: structural constituent of ribosome. Gene Ontology annotation, biological process: translation. Bases 1 to 447 code for a protein of 148 amino acids. The transcript is spliced from 4 exons. Lineage: Eukaryota; Fungi; Ascomycota; Sordariomycetes; Hypocreales; Clavicipitaceae. Gene Ontology annotation, cellular component: cytosolic large ribosomal subunit; ribosome.